AUGAGCGUUAACAGUACAAAAUUAGAAGAACCUAAAAAUGAAGCCUCAAUAAUAGAAAUCAAAAAAACAAAUAAUAUAUUGGAUGUACUUCCAAGGUUUGACGUAGAUAUAAUGACGGCAGCUUAUAUGUCAACUAUGGAAAUUAUUAAUGAAGAAGAAGAUUUAUUAUUUACAGAAUAUAAAGAACUUUGUCAGGAAUUACAAUCAUGGAUAAGAAGUAGAAUUGUUUAUGAUCAUCUUAUGACACGGAAACGAAUACGUUUAACCGUUGAUUGGGUCAUUGCUAAAGAAGAAGAACUUGAAAAAACACGUAAAGAGAUUUUAGGAUGUAUGGAAGCAGUUAAAAAGGCCCUUGGAUUAUUGUUUUCUACAUAA
Molecule: messenger RNA, 375 nt
Organism: Pneumocystis murina B123
Lineage: Eukaryota; Fungi; Ascomycota; Pneumocystomycetes; Pneumocystales; Pneumocystaceae
Exons: 4
Coding region: 1-375 (124 amino acids)
Source: RefSeq, a predicted model, not a curated record